AUGUCCCACGCAGGGUCCUGGGCCGAGUCUCGCCGCUCCAGAGCUAUGCAUACUCAUCGUCGCUCAGCGUUCGAUAGCUUUGACGAGUCGCAGUGGCUGUAUGGAUUGCGCGAGCAUGUACGUUCCGUCCUGCUGGAACGACGAAGGCCCCUGUCUCGCGACCAGGCCCCUCCCUCAACCCCGCCGCUGAUUCGCGCUCAACACCAGGCGCCUAGGAUGGUCGCGUCCGACCACGAAGAGGAGGCGCCUGAAUCGAUUCCGGAGGACCCGGAAGCCAAGUCGCAUUUACGCCUCGCUGCUGAUGCUAUGAAAGAGCUCUUGGCGCUAGGCGGCGUCGUCGACGAGGAGAGUGAGCAGCCUGUGGAGAUGGACGGCUUUGCAGAAAAAGUAUGGCGUGUGGACGAGCCACAGGAAGAAGGCCCAUCCUCCCUCUUCUCGCUCUUUCAGACCCAGUCGAAUGGGCCUGUCGACGUGGAUGCCCUCCUGCGCUUUCGUGCAGGUAUGACGGAGGCGCAAGCUGAAGAAGAGGCUAUGCCACCUCCACGCCCCAAAAUUGAAGUGGUGGAGAGUGACGCUUCUGCAUCCAGUGCUACCAGUGACAGCGACGAUGACGAGGGCAGCGGAGAUCCUGCCGAGGAUGACGCCAUGGAGGCUGACGAGGAUGAAGACCACGAGGGCAAAAAUGAUAGCCAAGACGAUGACGACGAUGGCGACAACGACGAUACCACGGGGGACUCGCCCAGGCAGGACAAUGCAUCGCCGUUUUUACGUGACUUGGCGCACGCAGCGUCGACGCACUCGUAUGAAGAUACGGAGCAGGCCACGCCCGCUGAGCUUUUGAUACCUGGCCAAGGUGGUCAACACGCCCCGAUCGUCGUUUUAUCCGACAGCGAGGAAGAGGAAGAGGAAGAGGAAGAGGAAGAGGAAGAGGAAGAGGAAGAGGAAGAGGAAGAAGAGGAAACGACGUCGCCCCCUUCUCUUCCCAAGUUGUGGUCCUACGCUGUGGAUGAUGCCCUUGCUGAAGGCAAUAGCAAUGAGGAAGAUGAAGAAGAGGGUGAUGGAGAAAACAUGCUGGCAGAAGACAAUAUGCUAGAAGAAGAAGAAGAAGACAGCAUGCUUGCGGAACAAGAGGAGGAGGAGGAGGAGGAGGAAGAAAACAUGCUGGAGGAUGAAAAUGAAGGGGACAAUGAUGAAGAUAUUGGGCUGAGCCAACGGAACACUGAACCGACGGCUCAUAUGGACAUGCCGGCCUCUUUGAUAGCCGAUGCCUCACCUUUUACGGAGGAAGAGCCAGCUCUACAUCCAUCUUUGCCUAUCGAUGAGGCGUCUGAGACUCGUACAAACCUUACCGAGGUGAUGGACGAAGAUGCAAUCACCGCCUCUCUCCUUCCUACGUCUGAGACGGCUGAGAACACGUCCACCGUAGACACGUCUGCGGAGGCGACCACAGCGCCACGUUCCGAAGUAGUUAUUGAGCUGCCGACGUACGAACGCGACGAGACAUCAGGGCCAUCGUCGAUGACGGACCCCGUGCCCGUCUCGGAGACGCCAGCCACAGAUGCACAGCCUGCACAUGUGUCGCCUAUGGACUCGUUGGCUUCGCAGGAUGAGCCUACCAUGAUCGAUCCUUCGUUGUUAUCUGUCCAAGCUGAUGCGUCCCGAGUGUCUUCCGCUGAUGCUGCCACGAACCAGGUAACAACGGCAUCUGAUGAUACAUCGGAGGCCCAUGACACGUACCCCACCUCGCAAGGCAAGGACGAGCCAGCGGAGUUGGCCACGCAGCCUUCCCCUGAUAGGGACGUGUCCGAUGCCAGCACUGAAGCGCUGAGUGAGGACGAAGAAGCGGACACAUCCAAUUUGCUGGAGCAGCCAGACGAGCACGAUAUCAUGUUUUCAUCGCCCUCGCAACAUGCCACGCGUUCUCACUGCGCGUUCCAGCGGCUGACAUUGACGAAAGAAGACGGAGCGCCGACGUUUAUUGUGCGUUCCUGUACGCUGAACCCUACUGUGCUAGAAGAAGAAGGCGCGGAACAGACUGAUGUGAUCACCGAUAGUCUGGAGAUGCAACCGUUGGAUGCGGAUUCGCUGCCUGAGUCGGUGUACCAUGCCUUGUGCCGUAUAGUCGGCCCGGCCUUGCUGGACGAUGUGUAUGUGCUACCACAGAGUUUGGGCGCUCAAUGGAUGAAAACGGAUCCCGAGCAUGCAGACAUCGAGGCCUCGCCUUCUAAGCGACCACGAACGAAUACACCAUCGCCACCGCGGCGGAUGCGAUUGCGUACAGCGCAAGAGCGUCGACGACGCCAGCCUUUCUCGCCUAGUUAG
This is a messenger RNA of Malassezia pachydermatis, 2322 nucleotides long. RefSeq lists its product as hypothetical. The coding region runs from base 1 to 2322 and encodes 773 amino acids. The transcript is spliced from 2 exons. The record is from RefSeq and is a predicted model, not a curated record. NCBI's taxonomy places the organism in Eukaryota, Fungi, Basidiomycota, Malasseziomycetes, Malasseziales, Malasseziaceae.